Haliotis rubra (blacklip abalone) is the source of this 1944-nucleotide messenger RNA. RefSeq names its product multiple epidermal growth factor-like domains protein 10. Bases 343 to 1734 code for a protein of 463 amino acids. Gene Ontology annotation, molecular function: scavenger receptor activity. The record is from RefSeq and is a predicted model, not a curated record. The transcript is spliced from 3 exons. Lineage: Eukaryota; Metazoa; Mollusca; Gastropoda; Lepetellida; Haliotidae.
GAUAACUAACAGAGAUGAAAUUUCUCUGAUAUGUUGUGUGACAAGGCCAACACUUGUAACAGGUGUAUCUAAGCUUGAGCUCCUGGCUAAAGAUAGCAUGUGUGUCUUUUUAUCGCUUAUGUCAGAGGAGUUUUCCACUAGGCACUAUAGAUAGGCUCACCAGUCCUGUCCCUGCAUGUGCUGGACAAGUAGGCGUACACCAGUGACAAUUCAAAUGCAUUAUGAUAUGUGUAUACAAGUGACUCAAGGAAGACGUUGUAUGAAGUCUGCGGGAAACCCUAGAUCCUUACUAUCUAUAUUCAUAUGCCGAAAGCUUGCUGAUGGUCGUUCGGGAGGAGGAAAAUGAUUCGUGCCGUCAUCCUCCUCGCUAUUGUCAGUGCUACAGAGGCAGAGUCGAGAGAUGACUACCAUGGCAAAUACUGCAAGACUGGGUGUCGGAGUCUACUGAACGGACUCUACUGUCAACAAUGUAAGUAUGGUUGCUAUGGAGUCAACUGUACACGCCACUGCAGGCGAUGUGACAUCAGCGGCUGCGACAGAAUGACCGGGGUCUGCUACAGAUGCAAACCAGGCUACUACGGCGGAAGCUGCCAGAACCGCUGUCCCCGAGGCUGCACAUCCAAUGGGUAUGAAGACUGUGACCGAGACACUGGAGUGUGUUUACAAGGCUGCAGAGUUGGGUAUCACGGCAGGAGAUGUGACCGGCGGUGUCCCCCAAACUGUAAGAAUUCGAUUUGCCUGAAGGAAACAGGUCGCUGUUCGUACGGCUGCAGAGACGGCUGGUGGGGAACAUACUGCACAGAUUCGACCCCCGAUUGUCCGAACUGUGUUCAUGGAAUGUGUGGGUCAGACGGGAAGUGCAAAGCAAGGUGUUUACCAGGGUUUUAUGGAGAAUAUUGUGAAAGGAAGUGUUUAAACUGCCACACAACGGGAUGUGACAAGAAUUCUGGAAGAUGUGACGAAUGUUCUCCAGGGUUCCAUGGCCGUUGGUGUAACCUGCAAUGUAACAGCAACUGUAAUACGGGGCUGGAUAAACUCCGUCGGUGCCAUCGAGACACGGGCAGAUGUCUGGAAGGGUGUGAAGAACGCUGGCAUGGGGACCUUUGCAACAAACGCUGUAGCAGCAACUGUAAAGACUCCAGAUGCUUCAGCGAUGAUGGUUCCUGUGUGGAUGGGUGUGAAGAGGGUUGGAUCGGACUGCAUUGUGAUCAGGAAUUAAACUGUAUUCGAGGAAUACAUGACAGCGACGGAGAAUGCCUACUGGGUUGUCUCCGGGGAUGGACAGGACGAACAUGUCAUAUCAAGUGUCCCUUCUAUUGUCGGACCUGUGAUGGAGAGACGGGACAAUGCAUCCAGUGUCCACCAGGACAUUUUGGUGCAGCAUGUGGUCACGAGUGCAGUCUGUCCUGCAACAACCUGACCUGUGAUAUGGACGGCACUUGCACACACGGGUGUAUAGAUGGGAUGUUCGGUCGCCGGUGCCAGUAUACACUUCAGUGGCCGUGUUCCUCUUGCACCCAGGGUGGGAGAUGUACAGGGUGCCUAACCGGGUACAAGUUAUUGGGAAGACAAUGCAUAGACACCGUUCAUUUCACCAAGGCAUCAUCAAUGGCUGCUUCCGAAGCUCUUUCACACAACACAGGGCCCAUUUUACAUAUAGACGCGAUGGUACUGUUUUCUGUGGUCCUAACAUCUCUCUACAGCCCGCAGGAGAUCGUCACACCUGCACUUUAAUAGGGUGUUGGAAGUGGCCGCCAAGCACCUUCAUCACAACGUUUGUCGUCAUCUCCAUGGGUGCAUAGUAUAGGGAAUUUCUGUCUGGAGUGUGAACACAACGCUUAAACUUUCAGUCUUUCAUCAGUAUUUUGUGUCACAAAAUAAUACACGUGUGUUUACAGUUUGUGUAUUAACGUAGUAGAGUCAAUAAAGACAUUAUGUUGUAUA